AUGCCAGUGUCUCUCAAUAAGGUGCAGAAGCACAUCAGCAAGAAGAAAGGCGGCAAACUCACAAGUCUUCAUCAAAACAGCCGAGAUGCCAAUCGAUUACGACGUGCGGGUGCCAGAGAAGACAAGCUAAUCAAGAUUUUGGACGCCGCAACUCGAGCAAACAAAGUCUACGUGGACCGCAUAGACUGGUUUCGAUCUGCUCUUGAGGGCAGCUCGGGUGCACUCUCAGAAGCAGAGCUCCAGGCCCUGACCGAAGGCUACAUAGGAAGGAACGACGAUGAACUAGCUCAGGCAAAGGCAGAACGUCGUCCAGGUCGUCCUCCCAGCAAAGUUGAGGAGCGCAUCACUGAGCACAAAAACGCUGAAGAACGAGAGUACAAAGCUGGCUUCUGGAUCGUUGAUCUUCGGCAGCCCGAAGACCGCGACAAGCUUGAGAGAUGGAGUGGUGACUGGGCCGGCCUGAACACACUCAAAUUCAUUCGCAUCACCAGAGACGGAUUUGUCAAAGACUCGAGCUUUCCACCAAAGGGUUUAUCGUAA
Messenger RNA from Cyphellophora attinorum, 540 nucleotides. Its product is annotated as Translation machinery-associated protein 16. Bases 1 to 540 code for a protein of 179 amino acids. The transcript has a single exon. The record is from RefSeq and is a predicted model, not a curated record. Gene Ontology annotation, cellular component: nucleus. Lineage: Eukaryota; Fungi; Ascomycota; Eurotiomycetes; Chaetothyriales; Cyphellophoraceae.